AUGCCCUGCUUAAAAAACCAAGUCCAGCAAUUACUUGAGCAGAACUAUAAAUUGGCCCAGAAAGUGCAGAAACUGAAGAUUGUUUCUGGAAAAAAAGAAAACCAUUUAUGCGAGCUAAGAAAAGAGACUCAUGACUUAAGGAUUCAAAUAAGCAUACUAAGGAAUAAAGGUAGUGACUGUGCACAAAGACUAGAAACUGCUUUGCAAAUGUUUACCAAAACAGCAUUAACGCAUCUAGUGCAAGGAUCGAAUGCUGUUACAAGUAUAAUUGAGUGUAUGGAAAACUAUAUGAUAGAGAGAGAAGAGAUAGAAAUAUCUUCAGUCCAGUCUCUAAUAGACAGCACUCCAAAUACUGAGAGAAAUUAUAAUCAUAAUAAGCAUGUAGCCUCUUUGACUUCCUGUCAAGGGUCAAACAAAAAUCACAAGGGACAAGUUAGACCCUCGUCAAGGCGGGUAUUAAAAGAAGGAUACAAACCGCUUACAAUGAUAGAUGAGGAUAAUAUGACUCCUUAUCAAAACACUAGUGUGGAAGACAUGGGAUUAGACGAAGAAAAUGGUGGGUUCUCGGUACAAGAGGAUGGUGCAAACACACCGAGAGAUGAGAGAAGACUGGAUCAGCCAAUGGAAAGUCCUAUUCCACUUGACUCUCCCUGUUUCGAUGACGAUUCACCCUGGAGCAAUAAUAAGCAAUCCCAAGACGGGUCACCCUGGGAAAAACCGGGUCCAUCUCGAAAUGAAAAAGAAAAAGCAAACUCAUCGCUAGAAAACGAGUGCGUGGCUGAAGUUUCACCUUACUUGCCAUCACAGGAAAUUGAAGAGGGAAAUUCACAUAAACCACUAUUGAAAUACAGAUGUCAGAAAAGUGAUUCUCAAAACAGUGAAGAUAGGCCAGAGUUUGAUGCGUCGAACGAACACAACAGUCAUGGUGCAGUAAAUAUUUGCCUCAAUAGAUUCUUGGACAGGAUUAUUUGUACAAGGGGAUUUGAUAAUUCGAUGGAGGAGACGGCAAUACAUUGGAAGGCGACGUUGGAUCAGUAUCUUGUGGAACUGACGGGGAUGGAAGUGAACUACUACUAG
Molecule: messenger RNA, 1077 nt
Organism: Pieris macdunnoughi
Lineage: Eukaryota; Metazoa; Arthropoda; Insecta; Lepidoptera; Pieridae
Source: the annotation of a GenBank genome assembly